Molecule: messenger RNA, 657 nt
Organism: Aspergillus nomiae NRRL 13137
Lineage: Eukaryota; Fungi; Ascomycota; Eurotiomycetes; Eurotiales; Aspergillaceae
Product: putative acetyl xylan esterase (Axe1)
Exons: 4
Coding region: 1-657 (218 amino acids)
Molecular function (GO): hydrolase activity
Source: RefSeq, a predicted model, not a curated record
AUGAAACCAGUCCUCCUUGUGCUACUCAGUUUCAUUUGUCUUGCUUUUGCCACUCAGCCCUCUCCGUGCGUCAAGAUCCACAUGAUCGUUGCCCGACAGAGUAGCGCCUGGCCAGGGGAAGGUCGUUUGAAAGAGCUAGCUGAUUAUAUCAAACAAAAACUCCCAGGUUCUGACUCUGAAGCGCUCCAGUAUCCGGCAUAUGGCGAUAUCUGGCGAUAUCGUUCGUCGGUGUUCGCUGGGGACAAGGCUAUGGUCACUGCUAUCACUAACUAUACGUCACAUUGUCCGGAUUCAAAGAUUGGUGCUCAUAUCAUCGGUGACAUUCUUUGCGGCUCCAUAUUCGAGAGGGAUUUUCAACCUAUCCCUCCAAUUGACGAUCACCUGGGUGCAAGGAUUAUCGCAGCGGUUUCAAUGGGGGAUCCUACAUUUGUCCCAAGUCUUCCGUAUGACUUUGGCACAAGCAAGAACACCGGGAAGUUCCCGCGCGUGAACAACACAGUGUGCACCAAAUACGACUUCAUUCGGCGGUCGUAUUGCGAUGAGGGCGACAUAUACUGCGCGUCGGGGUUUUGGUUCGGGGUUCAUAGAAGAUAUGUGGUGAAAUACAAGGACGACGCGACACGUUUUGUGCUUGCGAGAGUUGAUGCAACAAUGUGA